GUAGUGGCGUUGUGACGUCAUAAGACCGCGGCGCGCUGGGCGUUUGUUGUGAAUCGGCUGAAGAAAGGAAAACUCCUGGUUCAGCUGAGAUCUUGUGACACACUAUUAUAAAGAUGGCGUUUAUUAAAGAGGAGAGUGAAGACAUAAAGAUUGAAGAAGUAUUCAGUGUGAAACAUGAAGAUACUGAGGAACAAACAGACCUAAUGCAGCUGAAAGAGGAGAGUCAAGAACUGGAUGAAUUUGAAGAGAAAAAUCAUUAUAGGAAAGAUCAUGAAAAAUCUUUUAAUUGCUCUAUGAGAAAAAAGGUUUCCUCACGAAAGAGACCUCUGAAUACAGAAACUAUAAGUGACUUUAUCUGCCAACAGUGUGGAAAAUGUUUCACCCGAAAAGCAAACCUUGAUCUCCACAUGAGAGUUCACACUGGAGAAAACCCAUUCACCUGCCAACAGUGUGGAAAUACUUUCAGUCAAAAACAAAACCUUGAAGUCCACAUGAGAAUUCACACUGGAGAGAAGCCUUACACCUGCCAACAGUGUGGAAAUACUUUCAGACAAAAACAAAACCUUGAAGCCCACAUGAGAGUUCACACUGGACAGAAGCCUUACACCUGCCAACAGUGUGGAAACAGUUUCACUCAAAAAUCAAGCCUUAAUGUCCACAUGAGAAUUCAUACUGGAGAAAACCCAUUCACCUGCCAACAGUGUGGACAGAGUUUCAGUCGAAAACGAAACCUUGAAGUCCACAUGAGAGUUCACACUGGAGAAAACCCAUUCACCUGCCAACAGUGUGGAAAUACUUUCAGUCAAAAACAAAACCUUGAAGUCCACAUGAGAAUUCACACUGGAGAGAAGCCUUACACCUGCCAACAGUGUGGAAAUACUUUCAGUCAAAAACGAAACCUUGAAGUCCACAUGAGAGUUCACACUGGAGAGAAGCCUUACACCUGCCAACAGUGUGGAAACAGUUUCACUCAAAAAGCAAGCCUUAAUGUCCACAUGAGAAUUCACACUGGAGAAAACCCAUUCACCUGCCAACAAUGUGGAAAGAAUUUCAGUCGAAAACAAAACUUCAAUGUCCACAUGAGAGUUCACACUGGAGAGAAGCCUUACACCUGCCAACAGUGUGGAAACAGUUUCACUCAAAACUCACACUUUAACACCCACAUGAGACUUCACACUGGAGAGAAGCCUUACACCUGCAGUCUGUGUGGGAAGAGCUUCUCACGAAAAGGAAAUCUACAGAUUCACAUGAGAAUUCACACAAAAGAGAAGCCGUUCACGUGAUCAGUGUGGAAAGAGUUUUUCACACAAAGGACAGAUUAAAGUCCACAUGAGGGCUCACACUGAGAAAACCGCUCACUUGAUCAGUGUGGAAAGAGCUUCACAGACAGUAAACGCCUUAGGAAACAUGAAAUAACUCACACCAGAGAGAAGCUUCACAUGUGCCUUCACUGUGGAAUGACAUGCUUAAGCAAUGCAAGACUUGAUUCACAUAAGAAGUCACACUGGAGAGAAGCCUUUCACAUGUCUUCAGUGUGAUGUGAGUUUCACAUAUGAAAAAGACUUCAAACAGUGGGGAGUGGAGCCUGGCCCAUCACGGUUCUUGUUGUGACAAAUUUGAUGUCUCUGUGUCCCUUCAGUUCUGGUCUCGAAAUAAAACUCACAGAGUCGAAUUUCCAGGUCUCAGAAGUAUUUAACUUUAUUGUCAAGCAACAAAGUGAGAUGCCAGCUCCACAUCUGAAUCUCUCUUAACUGGGGCACAUUUUUCUACAUUUUUCUUAUCUGUUACAGUGUGAGAUCCACCCCUACAGUUAUUUUUCAUGAUCUCAUUUACAGGGGCUCUCCUCCCACACCUCUUUCCCAUGUACUCGCCGACCUUUCUACCAUAGUCAUUUCACUAAUAUUAUUGCAGGUGUUGCUUAUGUAAGAGACAAUUUUCUUAGUAAGCGUGACCAACUUCUAGCUACUGUAUGUAGGAACCGUGGACGAACCAGACAAAUGAAUCAUUCAGAUUAUUCUUUCAAAACAUAAUUCCAGAAACCCAAACUCAGUCUACAGGAAAACCUUGUCAAUUUCUUUUAUGACACCCAUGUUUCCUGACAAAAGGAGGGGUGACCAACUGAAGCUAUUUGUGACAAACCAACUGGUCACCAAGAAGAUAAAGAGUCUUUGAUCUCCAGAUCAAUAGAGACAGAGAAACAAUGCAGGCCUCUUUUGUUUUUCUAAGUGACCUAACUUUACAGAAAAACCAACAAAGACUGUUUCUACAACUAAAACUGCUCCAAACAAUUUGAAAUGGACUUAUCAAACAUCUUUUAACUGCAUACAUUUUAUAUCAUGUCCACAAAUACUACCUGUAAACAGUUAUGCUUUAGAACACCCACAAUUCAUGUAAAUGUGAUAACUUUGAAUGGUUGAAUGAAAGCAUUUAGUGUCGGAUAUGUUUUUAAUUCUCUUCCUCUCUUCUAAAUCCUGGCUUGAAUGAAAUCUGUGUAAAAUGUAUCAUAUUCCAUUUAAUAGAAAUUAUGUCUAAAACAGUACUCUGCCAAAGCAGAGACCGGAGGUAACACCUAUGUAUGAUUGAGGCAGAGAAAAGCCACCUUUUUAAACAGGACAAUAUCUGAUUGACCAAAACUCCUCUCAGAGGUGGGACAAACACCUAAGUUUAAAUAGUCAUAUUGCAAGACAAAGAGUUAGCAGUGAACUAGUCAGCAGUUACUGCAAGCAGAACAAAAAGUAACCAUGGAGUAAGACAAGACUAAGCUGACAAAGGAUAGACCUCAUUCAAGCCAUCCAACUUUCACUCACUUUUCUUUUCUUUUACUUAAUUUUCUUUACCGUGAGAGUCUUGUGUUCUAAGUUUUGCCGCAAAGUUCAACCAACGACUUUUGCCGCUUCAACUUUAACUCCAGCCACGACAAAUAGACUUCCUUUCAUUUUUCCAGCAAGCUCAAACGUGAUUGAUUUUUACCUAACACAAUCCGGACCUUUAAGACCCUGCGACAGAUCAUCGACUUGGAAAACCCUUCUCUACACGCCGACGAGAAGAUUCACAUUUAAAGUCGACUCAAGCAAGUACCUCCAGAUUCUAAAGUUGAAACUGGUGCAUUUAAAUUAAUGAUUCAUGGUUCGUUCAGGUCUUUUGAAGAGCAUAUUUUGCUAGGAAUCCUGUUCAUCAUAUCACUCUCUCUCUCUUAAAACUCUUUCUCUCUCAUUUCCUUUCUUACUGCAAUGUGUAUGAAUGUGUGUGUGUGUGUGUGUGUUUGAGUUAUAUUAGUUUGUGUUAGAAUAAAUAAAGUCUCUUGUAGAUUUUAAUAGAAAGUGUCUUGUAUUAUGUGCUUCUAAAAUUUAAUGUCUUAAACUGUUGAUCUUAAAAGUUACCGCGCUCUAAUCAGUGUUUUCACGAUAGUGGAUAUUCAUAUCCGCUACAGGAGCUUAGUACGGCUCGAGCAGAUGAACGCUAGGCGAUUCAGUAACUCAUUAUAACUCCCUAUAAAUUAAUUUUUUCAUUUGAGCUAAUUUUGCUUCCUUUUUUCCUUACAUGUACAUCUUUUGACUCAAUUUCUCAUGGGCCUUCUGCCAAUUUGAUGGUCAACCCUUUUCCCAUGGGUCAAAUGAAACAUUGUAUCAAACCAGUCAAUACACCCCAGAGGCAAGAAGCCUUCACGUGACACCCUUAACAAUGGUCUUAUUCAUUUCACAGCCACCUGUUGUCUGGUGGAAAAUUACCAACAAAAUAUGCUCAGUGGCCAAGUUAACUUCUCAGACACAUCUGACCCUUACAGUUACAUAGGUCAAGAGGCCUCAAAAC
Messenger RNA from Ctenopharyngodon idella (grass carp), 3810 nucleotides. RefSeq names its product gastrula zinc finger protein XlCGF8.2DB-like. The record is from RefSeq and is a predicted model, not a curated record. The coding region runs from base 114 to 1283 and encodes 389 amino acids. Gene Ontology annotation, molecular function: RNA polymerase II cis-regulatory region sequence-specific DNA binding; DNA-binding transcription factor activity, RNA polymerase II-specific. The transcript has 3 exons. Gene Ontology annotation, cellular component: nucleus. NCBI's taxonomy places the organism in Eukaryota, Metazoa, Chordata, Actinopteri, Cypriniformes, Xenocyprididae. Gene Ontology annotation, biological process: regulation of transcription by RNA polymerase II.